AUGGCCAUUGUGUUCAUUCAGUUUUUGUAUGCAUUGAUGUCAAUCGUAGGAAAAAUCGCUUUGAACCAAGGCAUGAGCCCUCAUGUCUUGGUUGCUUACCGUAUGGCAGUUGCAGCAGCUCUCCUUACUCCUUUCGCUCUCGUUCUUGAGAGGCAUGUGGUUGAACAAAACCUGUAUUACUCAGGGAUGAAGCUUACAACUGCUACAUUCACGUCAGCUUUGUGGAAUGCUCUUCCUGCAAUGACAUUGAUACUGGCCUGCAUUUUCAAACUGGAGAAGGUUCAUAUCAAAAGGCGUCACAGCCAGGCAAAGCUGGUGGGGACCAUGGUGGCCAUCGGAGGGACAAUGAUCAUGAUAUUCAUCAAAGGGAAUGUUAUUCAGUUUCCUUGGACAAGCAAGCCAUGGGGGAUUAUUGGGCAGUCACAUGCUAUGAAAACUCCAAAGCAGGAGGAAGAUAUAGCAAAAUGA
This is a messenger RNA of Eruca vesicaria subsp. sativa (arugula), 468 nucleotides long. The record is from the annotation of a GenBank genome assembly. NCBI's taxonomy places the organism in Eukaryota, Viridiplantae, Streptophyta, Magnoliopsida, Brassicales, Brassicaceae.